This is a messenger RNA of Nelumbo nucifera (sacred lotus), 4733 nucleotides long. RefSeq names its product protein ENHANCED DISEASE RESISTANCE 2-like. Gene Ontology annotation, molecular function: lipid binding. The record is from RefSeq and is a predicted model, not a curated record. Lineage: Eukaryota; Viridiplantae; Streptophyta; Magnoliopsida; Proteales; Nelumbonaceae.
CUAAGAUUAAUAUAAAUAUCUCUUUUCUGGGUUGGUUCGAUUAGAUUGAUCAACCCUAACAGAUCUGAACCUCUGUCACUUUCCUUGCUCUUUCACUUUCUCAAGAACUGACAUUUUAGCCCUUCUUGUGGGGCCUCAAGGGGAAUGGUGGCAAUAUGGAAGAAUGAUGUGGUAGAGUCAAUGGAGAAAUUGAUAAGGAGGUUCUCGAUAUCAAUGAAAUUCAAAAACAUCAAGAAUGGUUUUACAUGGGUUCUCACCAAUGUCUAUGGUCCAAAUAGAUAUUGGGAAAGAAAUGAAAUGUGGGAGGAAUUCUAUGCUAUUAGGGGCUUAUGGGAUGGACCAUGGUGUGUGGUAGGGAAUUUUAAUGUGGUGAGAUUCUCAAAUGAAACAAACAACCCCAACCAGUAGGUUACCGCUAGUCUGAGGAGAUUCAAUGAAUUUAUAGACUUAUGAACUAAAGGAAAUUCCCUUGCUGCAAGCCCAAUUCAUGUGGUCAAAUUUCCAAGAAGUGACCUAAUGCUCAAAAUUAGAUAGAUUCCUCUUUAAUGAACUUUGGGAAUCUCAUGUAGGAAACCUAGUGUCUAGAGCCUUACCUAUAGUCACCUUGGAUCACUGUCCUAUUAAGCUAUGUUCACAAACCUUUGCAAAUGGCCCUACCCCAUUUAGGUUUGAACUUUGAAAACAUGUGGCUUACACACCCAAACUUUUUGAGGAAUGUGAAGGCCUAGUGGAAUGAGGUGUUACGUGGAAUGGAAAGGGGUUAGAUUUCACAAAAAAUUAAAGAGAUUGAGAGAGAGAAUUAAGGAAUGGAAUAGGGAGCAGUUUGGAAGAGUAGAGGAGCAAAAGGUUACUCUCUUGUCUAAAUUAGAGGAGCUAGAUGAGAAAGAAUCCUAGGGGACUCUAGUUGUAGAGGAAAGAACAUUAAGAUGUAGGGUUAAGAAAGAGUUAGAAGAAGUACUCUUAAGAGAAGAGAUUUGUCGGAAACAAAAAUCUGGUUGCAAAUGGAUUAAAGAAGGGGAUGGUAAUACAAAAUUCUUUCAUGCCUUGGCAAACAGGAGGAUGAAAAAUUAUGUAGCCAGCUUAAAGAUAGGAGGGAAGGAGAUAACCAAUUAGGAGGAAAUUGCUAAGAUUUUUGUGAACCAUUUCAAAUCAAUUUUUAGAAGGCCUUUGAAUGAGAUAAUGAAUAUAGCAGGAAUCGGGUGGCCAUGUGUGGAGAUUGAGUUAGCUAAUUGGUUGGAAAGGGAUUUUGAAGAAGUGGAAAUUCGGAAUUUUGUUUUCUUAAUGGAUAGAUCCAAAGCCCCUGGGCCAGAUGGCUUUACAAUGGCCUUUUACUAGGAUUGGUGGGAAAUUGUAAGAGAUGACUUGAUCGAGGUUUUCAAGGAAUUUGUAGAGAAGCAUAGAAUUAGCCUAGGGGUGAAUGCAACCUUUUAGCUCUUAUACCAAAGGGAGCUGAUGCUAGUCAUCCAAUGUACUUUAGACUAAUCAGCCUAGUAACCAGCAUUUACAAGAUCUUAUCCAAGGUCCUCUCAUUGAGAUUAAAAUUAGUUCUCCUAGUCGUAAUCACACAAAAUCAAGGGCUUUCAUUCAGGGGAGGCAGAUAGUUGAUCAGAUCCUAGUUGCUAACGAAUGUGUGGAGGACUUGAAAAGAUCGAGGAUGAAAGGUUUUGUUUGCAAGUUGGACUUGGAGAAAGCUUAUGACAUGGUGGACUGGACCUUCCUUAUUGAGGUGAUGAAAAAUUGUGGGUUUGGGGAGAGAUGGUGCAAAUGGAUAUUUGGUUGUGUUAAAUCUUGCCACUACAUUUUGCUUAAUGGAAUUAUUAGAGAUUUCUUUCCAACUUGUUGGGGCUUGAGGCAAGGUGAUCCCUUCUCACCCUUUCUAUUCACCCUAGUAGUGGAUAUGUUUAGUAGAAUGAUCUUAAAGGCCAAUAGGGAAACUAUAAUAAAAGAGUGAAAGGUUGGAAGAAAUAGGGUCCCAAUUACUCAUUUGCAGUUUUCUAAUGAUAUUAUAAUCUUUUGUGAGGGUGGAGAGCAAAUUUUGGUAAGGAAUUUGAAAGAGCUGGUGAAGAGGAACUGAAAUUUAAAGCAGAUUUGCAUGGCAGGAAUCAUCUUGAAGGAAGAGGAAUUGAACAUUACAGCAAUAUUUUAGAGUGUCCUAUUGCUAGUUGGCCCCUAACCUACCUAGGACUUCCUCUAGGUGCAAACCCCAAGGAUAACAGAUUUUGGAACCCCAUAGUGGAGAGAUGUGCAAAGAAAUUGGCAGCUUGGAAGAGGAAUUAUGUAUCUCUGGGGGGAAGGAUUACUUUGAUCAAAUUCACACUUGCUAACCUGCCAAUCUAUUUCCUAUCAGUGUUUAGAAUCCCCUAAAAAGAAGCCAAGAAAAUUGAGAAGAUUAUGAGAGAUUUCUUGUGGGAACCGGGUGUUGGAAGGAAGGAUCAUUUGGUUAAAUGGGAGGUUUUGUAUAGGAAUCUUCAACAAGGAAUAUUGGGUAUUGGUAGCAUGGAUAAAAAGAAUAAGGCUUUGCUAGGGAAAUGGCUUUGGAGGAUGGAAAGGGACAGACUAUGGCAUGAAGUAAUAGGCAACAUGCAUGAAAAGUUGGGAUGCAGGUGUAUCUAACAGAGCUACUCCGGCCUUGCCUUGGAAAGCUAUUCACAACAUUCUACCUCACUUUCUCUGCUUCUUCAGGCUUAAUCUUGAAGGACAUCGACCUUGGAUGAGACGAUAUGCACAUAGCUUGAAAAAGCUUAUAAGAAUUGGAAAAGGCCCAGAAAUGCUUCUGCGUCAAUCAUCGAGACUUGGUAAUUUCUUGUCAGAUGGAUUUUUUGAAGGCAAUGUGGGGGAUGCAAUUGAAGCACAUGAAUGGAAAUGCGUCCGCACUGUUAAUGGUAUUAGAAUAUUUGAGGAUGUAGAUAGUUUCAAGAGUGAGAAAGGUGUCCUCUUAAAGUCUGUUGGAGUUGUUGAUGCAAAUUUGGAUACUGUCUUUGAUGUGGUUUUGAGCCUUGACCGACAUAAGAGAUAUGAGUGGGAUAUGUUGACAGGUGACCUAGAGCUUGUAGAUUCUGUCAAUGGGCACUAUGAUGUUGUCUAUGCAACAUAUGACCCAAAACAUCUAACCCGGUGGCAAUCCAAAAGGGAUUUUGUUUUCUCUAGGCAAUGGUUUCGUGGACAAGAUGGGUCAUAUACCAUCUUACAAAGUCCAGCCAUACACAAUAAGCGGCCUCCAAGACCCGGCUAUCGACGUGUCAGAAUUAAUCCUUCAACAUGGGAGAUUAGAGGUCUAAAUGAACCCCUGGAUUCAAAUGCUGCAAGAUGUCUUGUGACACUAAUUCUGGAGAUAGACCCUCAUGGCUGGGGUAAAUGGAAGAAAAAUGACCAUUCAAAGUUUGAAUACACAAUUCCUAAUGCAUUGUUGUGUCAAGUAGCAGCUCUCAAGGAAUACUUUGGAGCAAACCCUGCACUGACAUGUGAUUUUUCAACCAAUAUCCUACACUCAAAAUCCUCUAAUUCCUCUGGUAUCAAUAAUGAAUUUGAGGAUGGGAAAGUGAAUGAGGAAUUUUAUGAUGCAACUGCUGCUGAUUCGUUGUGCAAAGAUGAAGAUAGUGAUGAUGGCCUAGAGCUUACAAAGAUGGACGGAAAAGUGAAUCUGAAAAAUGUUUCAUGGGCUGUUGAAGACUUGGCUUUGAAGCAUAAUUCAGUUUCAGUUGAAUCCAAUGAAUUGGAUGACAAAUUUUCUCCAAUCAGUAUUGAUGCAAGCCAGUUUCAUGGUUCCAUGUGCCAAGGAAAAGAUGAAACUGAUGUAAACUGUUGGGCUUCACCUGGAGGACAAGGAUUUAUGAUAAGAGGAAAGACAUACUUACAUGAUAAUUCUAAGGUAAUGGGAGGAGAUCCUCUUUUGAAGCUUUUAGCAGUUGAUUGGUUCAAAUCUGAUCAUAACAUGGAUAAGGUUGCACUGAGUUCCAAGUGUCUUGUUCAGUCAGAAGCUGGGAAGAAACUUCCAUUCAUUCUGGUCAUUAAUUUACAGGUCCCAGCAAAACCAAACUAUAGUAUGGUUCUCUAUUAUGGUGCUAACAGGCCUAUAAAGAAACAAUCUUUACUGGAUAGAUUCAUCGACGGUUCUGACAUGUUCCGAAAUGCGAGAUUCAAACUUAUUCCAAGUAUUAUAGAGGGAUAUUGGAUGGUCAAGCGUGCAGUUGGGACAAAAGCUUGCCUUUUGGGGAAAGCAGUAACUUGUAGAUACCUUAGAAAAGAUAAUUUCCUUGAGAUUGAUGUGGAUAUUGGUUCAUCAUCUGUUGCAAGGAGUGUCAUUGGUUUAGUCCUUGGAUAUGUUACAAGCAUAGUCGUUGAUCUUGCAAUUUUAGUUGAGGCCAAGGAAGAGCCAGAACUUCCGGAGUACAUUCUUGGGACAGUUCGUUUGAACCGUGUUAGGCCAGACUCUGCUGUACCUUUUGAGGUUUGAGGCUCUCCCAGUCAACACUCAAUACCUAAGAUUCCAAAAGUUUAAAAAAAAAUCAGGUCUAGGUCCAAAAGGGCCAAAAUCCUAUAUUUAAAGCCAUGUUCCUUUGUAAUAUCCAUGAGCUAUAACCUAUUUAGAGGACUUUGAAAAUGUUCAGAAUAUUAGGAAAAGAUAAUUCUUCUUUUUUGGGAGGUGUAAGCUGAUAUUUGAUCCACCAUUACAUGCAUGUAGUGCAACAUAUCAACUUAUUAAAUCUACAAAUUCAAGCCUUCCCCGGUUCAAA